UUUAGCAUCUCUACCACUUCUUAUAUCCUUUUGGCUUUUGCAUUAUCAAACAGCAAUGAAGAAAUUCCCACUUGUGGCUCAAACUUCUCUACUUUUCUGGAUUUUCUUCAUCAUACUAAUGAUUGGAAGACGUCUUGAUGCAUCGACUCACUGGGAUCACAUGAGCUUUAAUGCAGAAGAUACUCACAGACCAGUAGGCAGCUCAACGCACCACGAGGAAAAAACUGAAGCACUAGGUAUGGAGUUAUACCCGACAGGAUCCAGCCUCCCAGACUGUUCCCAUGCAUGUGGACCAUGUUUUCCGUGCAAAAGGGUGAUGGUGAGCUUCAAAUGCUCUGCUGCAGAGUCCUGUCCCACUGUCUACAGGUGCAUGUGUAAAGGGAAAUAUUAUCACGUACCUUCCAAUUGAGCAUAAAUUCAAUCUGGAGGAGAAUGCAGCAAAGAACAAAGCAAUUAAUGAUUUGGUUAGCACUUGCACUGAUGUGGUGACUAUAAGGAUACAUUGAAGACUGAGACUAUAAUCUCUGUUGAUUUCAUUUGGGUUCAUCUCCUUGUACUCGGAUCAUUCCGUAUAAGAAAAUAACUCAGAAAACAAAUUUUUUCAAGCAUCGGGAAGUUCAAUUAGGAAGUGAGAAGUCGGUUUUUUACUAGUUUGUUCAUGUCCAAUAUCAUUUCCUUUGUUCUAGUUCUACUUGAAAUGAGAUCUGGUCUAUCCUGCUCCCUACCUUUCUAAGUUUCCAAGUUGAAUGGAGAUUACAAAACAAACCAAGAAACUUCAUUCAAUUCAACCCCAAAAACAUAUUCAUUCUGCAUGAACUCAAGAAACUUCGGUUCACUUCAGGUCGAAGGAAGGAAUAAGGAAGAGUUCGUAUGGAUAUGGUCAAAAACUACUCGAUCAGACGGGUGAUUUUCUCGCCUACAACAGAUCCCAAUCCAUAAUCCCAAUUGCUAUGGGAAUUCGUGGUCUUUGAAAACUAUCAUCUACAGAAGAGGACUUUCAAAUAAAACAAUCAGUGGGGUAGUUACAGCCUU
Messenger RNA from Cucurbita moschata (crookneck pumpkin), 1032 nucleotides. Its product is annotated as protein EPIDERMAL PATTERNING FACTOR 2-like. The coding region runs from base 56 to 409 and encodes 117 amino acids. Gene Ontology annotation, biological process: guard cell differentiation; stomatal complex development. The record is from RefSeq and is a predicted model, not a curated record. Lineage: Eukaryota; Viridiplantae; Streptophyta; Magnoliopsida; Cucurbitales; Cucurbitaceae. The transcript has 3 exons.